CACACGGCUGCAUUCCAGCACACCAGCUGUCAUCUCUUUCUGCAAUAAAAAGCCGAUGUCAGGCUUUUUAAAAAUGACAUCACAUUGUGCAAGUUUCCAACAUGGCGUCCAGCCGGGUGCCGGAGAGGGAGGUCCGGGAGGAGUCGAAGCGCGCUGCGACCGCAAACCCCGACUUCAGCCCCCACAAAUACUCGUUGCUCAUCAUCAUAGGACGCAGCGCUCUCCUCAGACGGACGGCGCCCAUCGACAGGGAGAUCGAACGAGGUAUUCAGUCAUGGGACAUUGACUUAAAGUCCUGUAACCUGAACCUCUAUCUCCAAGAGUUUCUUUCCCAACACACAGCAUCUUUCAAGGGUGCAGGGCAGAAGUGUCUGCGGCACAGUAACAGAGUGUUGGACACCCAGGUCCUGAUCAGUCCAUCUCAAGAACAGGUUCAUUCAGAGCUCAUCUCUGGUACUCUUUCCCCUCCAUCUCCCUUUGACCUCUUGCCUCCGCCCAUCACCGUGGGUUUUCUGAAGCUGUCCCGCCCCUGCUGCUACGUGUUCCCUGCCGGCCGCGGCGACUGUGCCUUUUUUGCCGUUAACGGGUUCACGGUGCUGGUGGAUGGCGGCUCGGACUCCCAGGCCUGUUUUUGGAAGCUGGUCCGACACCUCGACCGAGUUGAUGCAGUUUUGAUGACGCACAUUGGGACAGAAAACCUCCCCGGGGUCAACGUCUUCCUGGAGAGGAAGGUGGCUGAGUUGGAGCUCAUCUCUGAUAUCAAAGAUGACACAUCUAAGAAGCUAAUCUCCCCCGAGCUGGGAGUAGUCUUCUUUAAUGCCCCCAGUGGGUUACAGGUGGAUGUACAGCCUUGUGUGGACAACGUACUGAAGAGCACACACCAGGCAGCCCUAACCCUACAGUUGUUGAAGAAAUUAGACAUCAGACCACAGCCAUUGUUUCGCCCGCAAGGAGUUCCCAUUGAACCGCUAACCCUGUUCCAGAAGAUGGGAGUGGGACAGUUGGAUUUAUACAUCCUCAGCCCUGGCGUAAACAGCCAGGAGUACCAGACACUCAUGCACAGCUGGCCUGACGCAGUAUCCUCAGCAACAAAAUCCCAAACUCUCCCUCUCACCACCCUGGCUUCAGUUUCUGCCCUGCUGGUGUGGCACCCGGCAUGUCCCCAGGAGAAGGUGGUCAGGGUGCUGUUUCCCGGUGUUACCCCACAAGCAAAGCUGUUGCUCGGGCUCGAGAAGCUUAAGGGGCUGGCCUUCCUCCAGAAACCCUCAGUGACCACCGGAGACAUGGAGAGACUGGGGGAGGACGGAAAGACCAAGAGGACAGAGAACCAGGGGACUGGCAAGUCACAAGGAAAGGAGUCAACAAACAAACAUGGGAAAGAGACAGGAGUCAAAGAAGAGGGAAAGGAGGAAAAAGGAAAGGUAUUAAAUGGAGUCCCUUCAAGAGAUUCUGAUAAAACCAGAAUCAAAAACAAAGGUGGAAAGCCAAAAGGACCAUUGUCAGAGAAUAAUACAUCUAAGAAAGGAGGGAGGAAGGACGGGAAAAAGGAAGAGAAGCCCGUGAAUAAACAGGAGAACAGUGCUAAGAAAAACCAUCAGGGGGAAAAGGAUAUUUUCCCUUUCAAACCAAAUAAUGAAAAUAAAACUAAGCUCAAAAAGGAAGCAAAAAAUGACUCUAAAACAGGGGCGAAGAAACCAGGAAAACUAUCAGGAAAGGAUGUAAAUAACGGCAAGAAAGUAAAUGCAAACACUGCGAAAAAACCUGACACUGGGAGUCGUUUGGGAAUCCCAGAGCCCGGGGGGCUUGAUACAGAGCAGCAUAAUCACAAACCAGAGAAAGAGUCUGAAGACAACCCCUGUGGCUCCAAGCUGUCUACCCCUGAGGAUAUGACAAAGGAUUUUCUCAGGCUCCGGGAGGAAACGGAAAGAGCUGAGGCACAGGUGGAAACAGCAGAUAAAACAAAGCAAAAAAGCUGCCAGUCAGGAAAUGAAAAGAGCUUUGGAGGUACGAGCAAAGAGAAGAGUAUCGCAGCUGAAGAGGCUGCAGGGAUAUUGGGAGCAAAGAGUGGUGAUAGUGGAGCGCAAGGCAAAGCUUGGACUGGAGAGAAAGCUGACGUAGACCUGCAGACAGUGCAUAGUGCAAGGGCUCCAAAACCAGCAAAGGUUGUGGGAUUUCCCGCUCCCCUGAACAAGGCACCAAAGAACGAGUGCACAGUCCAGCUUGACUUAACCCCGACCGAAUACACUCUCUUGGACGGGGCUUUGAGAAACAGCCCCCCGUCCCGCUCCUCUCCAGAGACCCAGGCUCCUGUUAGCCCUGACGAGCAGACCGUAGAGCCCGCCUCCCCGGACUCACGGCCCAACAGUGCAGGCCACACUCCUUAUUGUCUUUCCCCAGAUGAUGUGUGGUGCAAUAGGGCGACUCUUAGCAAGUUACAGGCUCAGAUGAGUAACUUGGAGUCAUUUGACAUCAACCAGCCACAUGAAGCAUCCAAGCAAAAUGAGGGGCCGCCCAAAAGCAAUCCAGAAAGUCAAACACUCCCAAAAGAGAGGCAACUAAGCUUCCUUUCUUUGGGUUCAUUUAAAGAAGGACCUUCAGACCCCUCUCCCUCUUUCACUAACACCACCACCACCACCACUACACACUCAAUGCCAGCAGAGGUGAGCUCACCUCAGUCCACAGAAGUGGACGAGUCACUAUCCAUGUCUUUGGAACAUGGACCAACCACUUUGAGCCAGAAGGAUGGGGACGACAGUGUCCAUAACUCUCAUUCCAAUGGAGGCCAUUUUGCUGGCAUGUCAUUACCGACAAAAAAGCCUCCCCGACCUUCAGUGCAGGCUUCUGAGAUGGGACGACCUCCCGCUCCAAACUCACUUAAUUUUGAUCCGUCAACUCACGACGUGGAUCUAUGUUUGGUUUCCCCCUGCGAGUUCAAGCACCUCAAACAGCCUGACUCCAGCUCGGGUGCUGGCGAGCCGACCAGAGGAGCCUUCGCUCCACAUCACCACGGCAGCAACAACCCCAAGGAUUCAUCUCCUAGUGAGUCCUGUGCCCCCGUCUGCACGGAGGACUGCCCGUCCACCACAGCCGAUGGAUGCCUGGACUCAGAUGACAAUGAUUCCAGCAGCGAGCCAUCCAAUUCUCCUCAUAAUCUCCGCUCCAGUCAGGGUCUUCCCCCGGACCCCCUCCCAGCCCCUCUGAGGGACAGCCCGCCCCUGCCCCCACAUCCGGGCACAUCCAUGCCCGUUCCUCAGUCUGAAGCCGACGCCCACAGGAAGAAAGCGAAAGCCACUGGAAUGCGGGGAAAAACUCCAGCUGUUGUCGAGCCUUCCCAAAGAUCGGUCCCAGGGAAAACCAGGACAGAGAGCCAAAGUGGAGUCCAAAAGGGCUCCCGCUACGCACCAGCAAAAUCCUCACCCAAUCCAGUCUCCAAGUCUACUUGUGAUGGCGAGGUCAGUGUGUACGUGGACCUGGCCUAUAUUCCCUCUGGAGCCUCGUCCUCAACAGUCGGUGUGGACUUCUUCAGAUGCGUUCGUUCCUCCUGUUACAUCAUCAGUGGGGACAGUCAAGAGAAGGAGGAGCUAAUGAAGAACACACUGGACGCACUACUGGAUGCCAAGAUGUCGUGGCCUGACACUAUGCAGGUGACAUUGAUUCCUACCUUUGAGUCGGUACCAAUGCAGGAGUGGUAUCAACAGACCCUGGACAGACAAAAGGAGCUGGGCAUCACCGUGCUUGGAUCCAACAGCACCGUUGCGAUGCAAGACGAGACCUUCCCAGCAUGCAAGAUAGAGUUUUGAAAAAAAAGGUGUUAAAACAGUAAAAUAAAGAAAUAGAUGUCAUGGGGAAUUACAGAGAACAUUUGGCCCCUUUCUGCACAAACAAAACGAAAAUGAGAUUCUCACCCAUCCCCUUCCUGGUAAGUAACUUCUGUGUGGGCCACUCUUGCACCAAAAAGUCCUUUUUGCAUGAUUUUUUAAAAGCAUGUCGGCUUGCAAACAUAUGGAUCCAGAUGACAGCUGUAAUUUAAAGAUGAAUCAAUACAGAUUGCAUACAUGGGAUUAAGAUCACUUUGUGUAAACUUGUUUUAUCAAUGCAUUCAGCACUGAAAGGUUAUGGUAGUUUGCUCUGUUCAAAUGCCCAUUUUGCUGCUUUUAAUGUCACAUUUACCCGUUGAUGUCACUUAUCCUGAUACUUACAAAUGACAGUGUGCGCACUUUUAUUUAGGAAAACAUUGUUCGCAGUGCGUUGCUUUAAUUUAUAAAACUGUAUUUGUCCAUAUUUGCACAGACUGUAUGUAUCGUAAAAAUAGAGUUUUACAUUGUACCUGAAGAUCUCGCAGUGUGUGGUUAAGUGUUUGUUGUGAGCACUGUAAGCAGACACGAGAUGAGCUGUGCUCAUUCAAAAAGUAUUGUGCCUCAGUGGCUUCAAUGUUGACCUCGUAAUCUCAGCAGAGAAAACUGAAGAAAUGCAAUGUAUUAGAUGUUCAGUGAUAAUCUGAGAUUAUUGAAUGGAGGUGAUCAAAAACAAAUCUGUCGACAGGGAUCAGGGGGGAAUUGGUUUAAUAGCAUUACAGCAAUCACCUCUUUAGAAUGUCACUGUAAUUGCAAUCCAUUACAGGAGCUUAAAAUCAUGUUAAUUGGUAAUUUGACAGAAAAUCCUUUUGUAAAACAAAAAGUCGAAAAUUAUAAGUGAUCACAUGUUUAGAUUGUUGUUAUGAUGAAGAUUGUUGGAGAGCCAUAUUUCCACCCCAUAACAUUUUAUAUGAGUUAAAUUCCACGCUGUGCUCCGUAAAUAUGAAAACAAUAGAUUGAAUUCAUAUCUGGAAAUAAGUAAUCCUUAUGGAGAAACUGAAAUUGCUUAAAGGCUGUCAUCAAAUCGAGUCCCUUAUUAAUUAGGUAUAGGAUUUGUAAAUAGUUGUUUAUUAUUCUUUUAGUUUAACACAUAAAAGGUGGAUUUUCCAAUAAUAAAUGACUAAUGAAAGAAUAUUUUCUGCGGUCUAAAUUAGGUAGUCCAAGAACAGGUUUCAUAUUCCGGUAAAAUGUAAACUUUUCAUGAAUAUGUAGCAUAAAGAGUUUCUACAAUAUGAAUCAAUCACAAAUACAUUAGAAACUAAAUUCAUUAUCGUUUCUGAAUCUCUAAAUUAUUUAAAAUACAUUUCAGAAUUAUGUAGAUUGAAUUUGAAUGGUUUUCUUUUAGCUACUACACUACAUGGUAUUUGUUUUAUUUUGUAAAUCCAUAUUUAUUGUCUUUUUAUUACACUCUUCUGCAAAAGGUUGCCAGAUUAAAAUGAUUUUUUAGCAAUGGGAAAUGAAGUAGAGCUGUAAUCAUUACUUGAUCUCCAAGGUAGCAAAGGGAAAACUAUGUGUAUGUGUCCCGCAUGUAUAAAAUACUGUAUGUACUCAUGUGGUUUCAUUCAUGAUAUUCAUGAAGACAGAGAGCAAAGCACUGUGGGAGAGCGAGGCGAUGGGAUGGACAUUUAAAACCUUCACUUUGCCAUCGUCUAAGUAAUAAACACAGUAUCAAUGUUAAAAUAUAUAUGGGUUUUGGGUCUGGGACUAAUGUAUGAAUAAAGAAUGUGCAUAACCAUU
Pungitius pungitius (ninespine stickleback) is the source of this 5591-nucleotide messenger RNA. Its product is annotated as microtubule-associated protein 1B-like. The transcript has 9 exons. Gene Ontology annotation, molecular function: actin binding; microtubule binding. NCBI's taxonomy places the organism in Eukaryota, Metazoa, Chordata, Actinopteri, Perciformes, Gasterosteidae. Gene Ontology annotation, cellular component: cytosol; neuronal cell body; dendrite. Gene Ontology annotation, biological process: microtubule cytoskeleton organization; regulation of microtubule depolymerization; axonogenesis. The record is from RefSeq and is a predicted model, not a curated record. The coding region runs from base 102 to 3800 and encodes 1232 amino acids.